CAAAGUCUUGUUUGUUUAAAAAAGCAGAAAAUGAGGCAAAAACCCUCUUCUCCUUACAAAUAAUUAAAAUAAAAUUCUUCAUUACUACAUCACAGUUUUGAGUUUUUCAGUUUAUAAUUUGACAAUAUAACACCAUAAGAGACCACCCUAUUUGUCGGCUCUUCCCUCCUUCUUUCUCUCUCCUCCAAUUUUCUGUGUACUGUUGAAUAAUGUUCUCUUCUCUGCUUUUUUCAACACCAUCAACAAUGGAUGCCCUAGCUGUUACACCUCGCAUUCCUCUCUCUCCUCAUCACCACCGUCGGAUUUCCUCCCUUCCAAUUCCAGCCGUUCAUCUCCGACGCUACAAUCAACCUCUUCAUCUUCUCUCUCCUCGCCGCUCUCUCUCCUGCUCCGCUGUUUCUUCUCCUUCGCUUGUAAAGAAUUCGGCGGAAUUCAUUGAAGCUGCGAAAGACGGGAAUUUAAUUCCGUUAUAUCGAUGUAUUUUUUCCGAUCAUUUGACUCCGGUUUUGGCUUAUCGUUGUUUGGUGAAGGAGGAUGAUAGAGAAGCUCCUAGUUUUUUGUUCGAGGCUGUUGAACCUGGUUUUUUGAAUUCUCAUGUGGGACGAUACAGCAUUGUUGGGGCUCAGCCGAGCAUGGAAAUUGUGGCAAAAGAGAAUUUGGUGACAAUGAUGGACCACCAUGAAGGGAAGAGGACUGAGGAGUCUGUCGAAGAUCCAAUGGAUGUCCCAAGGAAGAUUAUGGAGCAAUGGAAGCCUCAGCUGAUUGAUGAGCUUCCUGAUGUCUUUUGUGGUGGAUGGGUUGGUUAUUUUUCAUACGACACGGUUCGUUAUGUGGAGAAGAAGAAGCUCCCAUUUUCAAGUGCACCUCAUGAUGACAGGAACCUUCCUGACAUGCAUCUAGGAUUAUAUGACAAUGUCAUUGUGUUUGAUCAUGUGGAGAAGAAAGCAUAUGUGAUACACUGGGUUCGUGUGGAUCGCUUUUCUUCUGCAGAGGAGGCUUAUAAAGAUGGAAUUAACCGCCUAGAGUAUUUGAUGUCAAGGGUGCAUGACAUAGUAACCCCAAGGCUGCCCUCUGGCUCCAUAAAAUUACAGACUCGCCUGUUUGGUAGUACACUCAAGACGUCAAAUAUGUCUUGUGAAGAAUACAAAGAAGCUGUUUUGCAAGCCAAGGAACAUAUCUUGGCUGGUGAUAUCUUUCAAAUAGUAUUAAGUCAACGUUUUGAGAGACGAACGUUUGCAGAUCCAUUUGAAGUAUACAGGGCAUUAAGAAUCGUUAACCCAAGUCCAUAUAUGGGAUAUCUACAGGCAAGAGGAUGUAUUUUGGUUGCCUCAAGCCCUGAGAUUUUGACUCGUGUCAAAAAAGGAAAGAUCACUAACAGACCUUUAGCUGGAACCAUCAGAAGAGGAAAAACACCAAAAGAAGAUUCCAUGCUGGAAAGUCAGCUUUUGAAUGAUCAAAAGCAAUGUGCUGAGCACAUAAUGUUGGUUGAUCUGGGGAGGAAUGAUGUUGGAAAGGUCUCUAAAUUUGGUUCUGUAAAUGUGGAAAAGCUUAUGAAUAUUGAGCGGUACUCCCACGUGAUGCAUAUCAGUUCUACAGUGACAGGGGAAAUGCUUGACGAUUUAAGUAGUUGGGAUGUUUUGCGUUCUGCCUUACCUGUUGGGACAGUUAGCGGAGCACCUAAGGUUAAAGCUAUGGAGUUGAUAGAUCAGCUUGAAGUCAAUAGACGAGGGCCAUAUAGUGGUGGAUUUGGUGGAAUCUCAUUCACUGGUGACAUGGACAUAGCUCUUGCUUUGAGAACUAUGGUGUUUUCAACUGCAAUGCGAUAUGAUACAAUGUAUUCAUACAAGGAUGCUCGAAGAAGAGAAUGGGUGGCCCACCUUCAAGCUGGGGCUGGCAUUGUGGCUGACAGUGACCCUGCAGAUGAACAAAGAGAGUGUGAAAACAAGGCUGCUGGCCUUGCUCGUGCAAUUGAUCUCGCUGAGUCAUCUUUCUUGGAGAGGGAAUAA
Molecule: messenger RNA, 2006 nt
Organism: Chenopodium quinoa (quinoa)
Lineage: Eukaryota; Viridiplantae; Streptophyta; Magnoliopsida; Caryophyllales; Amaranthaceae
Product: anthranilate synthase alpha subunit 2, chloroplastic-like
Exons: 11
Coding region: 210-2006 (598 amino acids)
Biological process (GO): L-tryptophan biosynthetic process
Molecular function (GO): anthranilate synthase activity
Source: RefSeq, a predicted model, not a curated record